CCAUCAGUGUGUACUUGAACUCGUCACUCUCCUGGUACGCUCAUUGACCACACAGCCAGUCCACCACAGUGUGGAGUCAGCACCUCUUGGUGAACUUUUUAUGAACUCCACCAGAUGGCAGACGCUGCACAUGAGUGGUCAGCAUCCAGCGGCUUUAUCUAGCUCUGCUUGCGCUUCGAACUGCUGCUGUCGGUGUGAGAGUCGUGUGUGUUUGUGGUUGUUGUUGUUGAUGGUCAGCGUGAUGAAGGCUGACUGCUUCUUCACAAAUGAGAACAUGAGCAUUCCACUGUCUCAUGCACCUCACAUCAUUUUUAAAGUGGAAAAAAAAGGCGUCGUACAGCAGGGGUAGGGAACCUGUGGCCCAGUUGUGGCUCUUUUGAUGACUGCGUGUGGCCCUCAGACAUUUCUUAACACAAUAUUGUCUUUUUUGUCCACUGACAUACUCAAGUGAAACAUGACAGAAAUCACCUUUAAAAUCUAACAAUUCUUCCGCAUGUUCGUCCAUCCCUCCAUUUUCUAGCACAAUGUGGGCGACCAGAUCCAAUGGCAGCUGUCCUGACCGUAGUUUACGGGUCAGACACCAAAACUUGAUUAUUUACUGGAUGAUUGAGAGGUCAAGAAGUAAACUUCCCUUCUUGAAUCGAAUGAUCAGCUAGCUGGUUCUGCAGAGCUAACCCUGUUGAUGAAGAAGAUGGCAAAAAGAAAGAAAGAUGGGGAGUACGGUGCAAAACCAUGCAGCACCACAACUAUUUUAUUUGUUAUUCUUAUCUUACAUGUGGAAUCAUCUCCUCCCGGAUGGAGCGGAAGAUCCGAGACACGCUAACGCUAACACAGCGCAAAUGGGUCGGCAGAGGAACUCCUGAUGUCCAAACCGCUCGGCCACUUCCUCAUCAGAGUCAGCGAGAGCAGAGUUGGCUACACGCUGUCCUAUCGCGCUGAGGGGCGCUGCAGACAUUUCAUGAUAGACGCAAAGGAGGAUGGCUCCUACGGCAUCGUGGGUGAGGGCAGGUGUCACCUGAGUCUGCAGCAGCUGGUGGACUAUCACAGGAAGAUUCCCAUCACGCCUUACAAAGAGCUGCUGACUGCCUCCUGUGGACAGACCUCACAUGGUGCCAGCAAGGUGGAGAAGAAGACGUCAGAAGAACUCAGCCCUCCUGAAGAAGAACGGAACAGCCACACGCCUCCAGACACGCCUGUUCCAAAGACCAGGAAGAGAUACAGCACUGACGUCAAUCCGCUUCCUCCCCCCAACGCGGAGACAGACCCCGCACCUUCCUGCCAGGACCACCCCAGCACAACCCCACCCGACAGGAGCCCGCAGAUGAAACCAGAGAGCGAGGAGAUGACGUGGGAGCAGCUCUUCGAUGCGGUGCUCCGUCCUUACAUGGAGGAGAGUGAACGACUACCCCAGGAGUACUCGCCGCCCCCUCCCUUUGCCCCAGGUUACCGCAAAGGAGGCCCAUGAAUGACUAAGACCAUCAAUAAGUGAAUGUUACCUAACCUUCAAAAUGUGAACCAACAGCACCUCUAAUGGGAAGCACACGCUAGAACGAGCAAACAAAACACCUUCCACUGACGACACGUGACUCCUUAUGUUCAACGCCUUCCGUUGUCAUACGUAGUUGAUCAUUUAAGCAACGCCACAGCACCACAUUGGAGACGCUUUCAGACCUACCAGGGGCUGAAAUGCUGGAGGUGAUAUUACACCGACCCUCGGGUUUUAGGAUUUUAUUACUAACUAUAAAAUAAAGUCAAUUAGGAGCACAGAGUACAACGCUACACUGGCAAAAUUCAAUAAGUAGAAGUAUGUUCAAAUGUGAAAUCAAAGUACAUUUUAUGGCCUUGUUUUUCAGGACGUUUAUAUUUAUUUCAUAUCUAGUUAGGGCAAGGUCGACAUUAUUUCUAUAGCAUGCAUUAAGAAGGCCGCUACUGGCCAACGUACUCUACAAGAGUAACCAAACACUAUGGCAGUAACAACAGCAUAAUAGGUACAAACAUUACACAAGUAAGAGUUCCAAAACCCAAGCAAACAAUAAAAAAUGGAUAAAAAAAGCAAUAAAAAUAAGGCAAAGCAAGUUUAUUUAAAGAGCACAAUUUACAGUGUGCACGAGGUCAUUCAAAGUGCUCCACAGAGAAGAACGCAAAGAUCAUUCCAUAAAACAUAAACUCACCCUAAAAUCAUUCCAUAAAACAUAAACUCACCCUAAAAUCAUUCAAUAAAACAUAAACUCACCCUAAAGUCAUUCCAUAAUACAUAAACUCACCCUAAAAUCAUUCCAUAAAACAUAAACUCACCCUAAAGUCAGUCAAUAAAACAUAAACUCACCCUAAAGUCAUUCCAUAAUACAUAAAAUCAUUCCAUAAAACAUAAACUCACCCUAAAGUCAUUCCAUAAUACAUAAAAUCAUUCUAAAAUCAUUCCAUAAAACAUAAACUCACCCUAAAAUCAUUCAAUAAAACAAACUCACCCUAAAAUCAUUCCAUAAAACAUAAACUCACCCUAAAGUCAUUCAAUAAAACAUAAACUCACCCUAAAGUCAUUUCAUAAUACAUAAAAUCAUUCUAAAAUCAUUCCAUAAAACAUAAACUCACCCUAAAAUCAUUCCAUAAAACAUAAACUCACCCUAAAGUCAUUCCAUAAUACAUAAAAUCAUUCCAUAAAACAUAAACUCACCCUAAAGUCAUUCAAUAAAACAUAAACUCACCCUAAAGUCAUUCCAUAAUACAUAAAAUCAUUCUAAAAUCAUUCCAUAAAACAUAAACUCACCCUAAAAUCAUUCAAUAAAACAUAAACUCACCCUAAAAUCAUUCCAUAAAACAUAAACUCACCCUAAAGUCAUUCAAUAAAACAUAAACUCACCCUAAAGUAAUUUCAUAAUACAUAAAAUCAUUCUAAAAUCAUUCCAUAAAACAUAAACACCCUAAAAUCAUUCCAUAAUACAUUAAAUCAUUCUAAAAUCAUUUCAUAAAACAUAAACUCACCCUAAAAUCAUUCCAUAAAACAUAAACUCACCCUAAAGUCAUUCAAUAAAACAUAAACUCACCCUAAAGUCAUUCCAUAAUACAUAAAAUCAUUCUAAAAUCAUUCCAUAAAACAUAAACUCACCCUAAAGUCAUUCCAUAAUACAUAAAAUCAUUCCAUAAAACAUAAACUCACCCCAAAAUCAUUCCAUAAAACAUAAACUCACCCUAAAGUCAUUCAAUAAAACAUAAACUCACCCUAAAGUCAUUCCAUAAUACAUAAAAUCAUUCCAUAAAACAUAAACUCACCCUAAAGUCAUUCCAUAAUACAUAAAAUCAUUCUAAAAUCAUUCCAUAAAACAUAAACUCACCCUAAAGUCAUUCCAUAAUACAUAAAAUCAUUCCAUAAAACAUAAACUCACCCCAAAAUCAUUCCAUAAAACAUAAACUCACCCUAAAGUCAUUCAAUAAAACAUAAACUCACCCUAAAGUUAUUCCAUAAUACAUAAAAUCAUUCCAUAAAACAUAAACUCACUCUAAAGUCAUUCAAUAAAACAUAAACUCACCCUAAAGUCAUUCCAUAAUACAUAAAAUCAUUCUAAAAUCAUUCCAUAAAACAUAAACUCACCCUAAAGUCAUUCAAUAAAACAUAAACUCACCCUAAAAUCAUUCCAUAAAACAUAAACUCACCCUAAAGUCAUUCAAUAAAACAUAAACUCACCCUAAAGUCAUUCCAUAAAACAAACUCACCCUAAAGUCAUUCCAUCAUACAUAAAAUCAUUCUAAAAUCAUUCAAUAAAAACAUCAAAUCAUUCAAAAAUUAUUUCAUAAACCUUACAAUCAUUUUAAAAUCAUUGCAUAAAACAGGAAAUCACUCUUAGAAUAAUUCCAUCAAACAUAAAAUCAUUGCAUAAAACAUGUUGAACUGAUGGUUGGCAUUUGCUUGGUGCCAGGACAUCCCGGUUCCUCGCCUUCCACCCGUUGCCAGGCGGCCUGUCUUAUCCUGCGUACCUGCGCUGUCUGGCUUAGUUAGCUCGUUUGCGAGUAUCUCCCUGCUUGGCUCCUUCCAGCAGCGCCCUCGUUUUUGUGCCCACCGCUCAUGUUACAUAUUGAGCAGUGCUUUUGGUUCCACGGGUGUGUACGGUUUCUCCAGCAGCCUUUCGCUAGCAGUGAUUUCUUCUGUGGCCUUUCUCUGUAUUUGUAUCGUUUGGACUUUGUACCUAUUUUUGUGUCUAUUUUUUACAUCUUUUUCCUCUACAGAGGUCACCUUUUGUAAAUACUUGAACAAUAUCUUAUUCUGUGUGCCUGUCUGCAUCUUGGUGUCCAGACCUCGUGCACAGCAGUUCGUGACAUCAAGGUCAUCAUGAAAUAAAAGCAUAGAGUGCAGACGAGAACAAAGUUCCUCCUGGAAGACUUAUUAAAGAUGUUCAAGUGAAA
This is a messenger RNA of Dunckerocampus dactyliophorus (ringed pipefish), 4398 nucleotides long. It is a transcript of the gene hsh2d, whose product is annotated as hematopoietic SH2 domain containing. The record is from RefSeq and is a predicted model, not a curated record. Gene Ontology annotation, cellular component: cytoplasm. The coding region runs from base 863 to 1465 and encodes 200 amino acids. The transcript is spliced from 5 exons. NCBI's taxonomy places the organism in Eukaryota, Metazoa, Chordata, Actinopteri, Syngnathiformes, Syngnathidae.